Acipenser ruthenus (sterlet) is the source of this 1846-nucleotide messenger RNA. RefSeq names its product NLR family CARD domain-containing protein 3. The transcript is spliced from 5 exons. Gene Ontology annotation, molecular function: protein binding. The coding region runs from base 1 to 1383 and encodes 460 amino acids. The record is from RefSeq and is a predicted model, not a curated record. Lineage: Eukaryota; Metazoa; Chordata; Actinopteri; Acipenseriformes; Acipenseridae.
AUGGAUUUAUUCAGUACAGACGGAUCCUAUCAUGAAAGAUAUAAGAGGGUAGACCAAUGUCAUGCACAGUACACAGGAAUCAUCAAUAGUCAUGACAACCUCCUCGACAAACAGAACUUGUUCAACGAAGAUGUGGAACACAUCAGAUUGGUCCGUGAGAAACUGUACUCUGUCUUCAGUCCCAGAGAGAGUUGCUCUUCAGAGGUGGAGCUGAGUGACUCGAGCGAUGCUAGUGAACACACAGGGAGUGCCCAUUCCUUCGGAGGGAAGGAAUGGCAGAGAGGACUGGCAAGCAGCCCAGCCAGUGACCCAUAUCAAGCACUGCCGAAUGCAUCUACAAAUGAAGGCUUCUCAGGGCAAGGAUCAAUAGACAAUGACAUAAAUCCUUCAAGACUUCAGCAUGAUGAACCCCAUGUAGAUGAAGAAACCAAGAAUGGCCCCCCUUGCUCAAAACUGAUCCAUGGGGCAAGUGAUUCAGAAGCCACGGGUUGUGUCAACAUGGACGAGGAAGAAGUGAUCAAGUUGUUGAUGAGCAGAGAGGUCCAGGAGACAACAGAGUAUCUUCAAAAGCAGGUGGGUGACAUGGUUGCAGUUUUAGAGGCCUGUGAUAUAGUGGAACAUUUGGUCCUCAGAAACACAGGGCUGACUGAUGACUUGCUUGGGUCUCUAGCAACAGCGCUCAUGAAAAGCCAGUCUGAAGUGGAAAUGAUUAACCUGAACCUCAAUAACAUUGGCCCACAAGGAGCCUGUAUUCUCACACAUCUGCUGAAGGCUAAGCCACAGGUCAAAGGUCUGCUGUUAUUUGGAAACAAGCUGGGAGAUGAUGGAAUCUGCAUAUUAAUAAACAGACUGACAGAGCUUCAUAUCCCAGAAGAAAAUGAGAAGCAGAUCUCUGUAUCACCACUGCCAGCAGAAAACGAACACAGCCUAAGUGAAGGAAAGGGCUUCCUCUUAUCAGAACUAGACAUUGGGGGCAAUCAAAUUACCUGUAAAGGAAUAGAGUGUGUGGCAUCUUUCAUAAGACAACAACCCCCACUCCAGUAUUUGGGAAUAGCCCAAAGCAAUGGAGUGGAUACUGCAGGAUGGAAAGUUUUAUUUGAUAGUUUAAAGAUAAAUUCUAGAAUCAGUCAUGUAAUUCUAGAUGAAAAUCAGCUGGGCGAUGAAGGAGCGAUUCUGUUUGCUGAUAUGUUAAGAGCUAAUCAGUGUCUUUGCAAGGUAGAUCUGGACUGGAAUGGUAUUGGAGAAGAAGGUGGCAAUGCCAUUCUGGAAUCUUUGCAGUCUCGGAUUGGAUGUUCCUUGGAACACUUAAGCUUGGAAGGGAAUAUGAUUAGUGAAGAACUGUUAAAGAAAAUCAGUCAACAACUAAAACCAAGGUCUACCUAAUCAUGGUUUCUGAAAAUACUUUUAUUUUGAAAUGCUUUAAGAAACUAAGGUUAAACUAGUUUGUGCAUUUAGUUAAAUGAGCAAUUCUUGAUUUUAUUUUAUUUACGUAUGAUGACUGUUUAUUCUUCAGCACAGUAACAUUAUGUGUUUACCCCCCAACUUAUUAUAAAUGCUGUGUUACCCUGAACAUGGCAAACUAAACUAUCGGACUACAUUUCAGGAGCAAACUGGAAAGAUGACUUUAUAUAUAUAUAUAUAUUGUUUAAAAUAUCCAUACCAGUAACACACGCACAGGUGUUCCUAAGAAGUCUAUAAAAUGUACCACUGCUUUGCCAUUUGUGUAGCGUAUUUACAGUGUUUCCCCGUACGUGCUUUAAAAUAGAAACAUCCUCAAAGUUCAUUAAAAGAUCCAUUCUGAUGGGUCUGAUGCAACAUACAUUAGGUUCACUUACUACUAAUUGUA